Hymenoscyphus albidus is the source of this 1419-nucleotide messenger RNA. The record is from the annotation of a GenBank genome assembly. NCBI's taxonomy places the organism in Eukaryota, Fungi, Ascomycota, Leotiomycetes, Helotiales, Helotiaceae.
UACAUGAUAGGAGGAGUGUCUGAGUAGAGCUGUGGAUCACCAAGACAAGCUUUCUGCGAGUGCAUAUACUCGAUCAUGUGUAGCUUUUCCACACAUCCGGGUUACCUUACCACAUCUCUGGAAACUUUGAAGGCAAACAUUCACCUGGCCAAAUCCAGCCUCUUACGUAGGAACUGAGACCCCAUUGGGUGUCACUUCACUCUUUUGUCCACCCUUCACUGUCCCAUGCCCCACAAUACUUCUUUCUUUUCAGAGGUGCGUUGACGCAAUGCAGGCCAGUGGCCACAAGGCUGAAAUGAUGUCAUAGGAUACCCCUCGUAGCUUCUCAAAGCUUCUCGUGAUCCCACGAAGCUUGUUUGCUGGGUAUUCACGACUGGAUCUGGAUCUGGAUAUUUAAUCGGAGCUCUACUUCUCAAGAUCCUCUUUCUUUUCUUUCCUCUGCAUCUUCAACGAACAUCCUAUGAACUACACAACCUCGUAUCGAGUACAUCAAUAAACACAACUCUACUUACAAACACAACACAACAAACCAACAAGACAACAUCGCAAGUAUGUCUGACAAGAACACUUCCACCGCUCAAUCCUACAUUGACUCUGCCACGGGUGCAAUCCAAUCCGCAGUCGGCAGCGUCUUUGGAAAUCCUUCGGAUGUGGUAUGUAACCACAACUUCUACCAUUAUAUCAAACACCAUCUAACGUGAAUCUACAGAACGCCGGCGAAGCCAAGAAAGACAAGGCAGAGUUCGAGAAGGACGCCUCGCACGCAACCGCCAAACUCGGUCCCAUCACAGCCUCCUCUUCUGGCGCCGUUACCAAGGACGAUCCCAACCGUCAAGAGGGAGCCUGGAACCAAACCAUCGGAUCUGCAAAGGAGACGAUGGGAAACUUGGUUGGAUCUGAGGUAUAUCCUUACCUCCCUCAACCUAUAUAAUUUACAAGUUUAAGUGCUGAUUUGAUAUGGGAUAGAACCUCAAGCGCGAAGGAGCCCAACAAAACGCCGAAGGCAAGGGUCAAGAAGCCGAGGGCCAACUCAAGGACUACGGCUCCGGCAUCGCUAACCGUGUUUCUGGCGCUGUUGGCGGUGCGGUUGCGAGUUUGACGGGUGAUCGAGAGGCCCAGCUUGAGGCGCAGGAGAAGCAUGAUGUUGGGAAGACGCAGCAGCGAGGUGCGGAGCAUGAUAUUCAGAAGCAGAAUGCAUAGGUUGAGUAUCGACUUGUGUUUCUGUGGAUGAGGGGUUGUAUGAUGGGAUGAAUGGGAAUGGGAAUGGACAUAUGGCGGCAUGGAAAAUGGGAUAUGGGAUAUGGGCACUCGGAUGGAUGGGGUUUAGCAUGGCUUUUGUGAUGCGGGAGUUUCUUUGUUUUUGUUGCGAGAUUUGCUUGUGGGAUUGCUGGUAAUAGGAAUAUACCCCUCUUUGACAUG